This is a messenger RNA of Malaya genurostris, 1524 nucleotides long. RefSeq lists its product as uncharacterized. Lineage: Eukaryota; Metazoa; Arthropoda; Insecta; Diptera; Culicidae. The record is from RefSeq and is a predicted model, not a curated record. The transcript is spliced from 4 exons. The coding region runs from base 1 to 1524 and encodes 507 amino acids.
AUGGAACUGCUGUACCGCUCUCAAGAAACACGGAAAUUCUACAAGAAGUUCAACAAAUCCCGCAACGGCCCUGUGCCGCGAGCCGAAAUGUACAGGGAUAAGGACGGGAGCCUCUUAACGGAUGGACGUGAGGUGAUUAAAAGGUGGAAGCAACACUUCGAUGAGCACCUGAACGGCGCGGAGAACGUAGGCAUGGGGGUUCAAGAUGACGGAGGAAACGACUACGUCAGUGCAGCAGGAGACGGAAAUGAUCCAGCUCCCACACUGAGGGAAGUUAAGGAUACCAUGCACCAGCUCAAAACCAACAAAGCAUCUUGUAAGGAUGGCAUCGCAGCUGAACUCAUCAAGAUGGGCCCAGAAAAGUUGGCUACGUCUACCGGAGGAGUGGAAGGAAGGGGUAAUUUGUCCCAUUCACAAAAAGGCGACCAUUUGGAAUGCGAGAACUUCCGAGCGAUCACAAUUCUGAAUGCCGCCUACAAAUCUUCCGUCGUCUAUCACCUAAAACGAAUGAGUUAUCAAGCUGGCUUCAUCGAUGGCCGAUCGAUAACGGACCAGAUCUUCACCGCAGCAUACGAUAGUAUCGACCGCACAGAGCUAUGGAAAAUUAUGGACGAGAACAGCUUUCCUGGGAAGCUGACUAGAAUGGUCAAAACGACGAUGGACGGUGUGCAAAACUGCGUAAGGGUCUUGGGUGAACUAUCCAGUUCAUUCGGAUCUCGCCGGGGACUGCGACAAGGUGACGGACUCUCAUGCCUACUGUUCAACAUCGCCUUGGAAGGAGUAAUGCGACGAGCCGGGAUUAACAGUCGGGCAAAGGUUGGACUGGUGGUGAAAGCGUCGAAAACAAACUACAUGCUAGUAGGCGGAACCAAGCACGGCAGGAUUCGUCUAGGAAGUAAUGUCACGAUAGACGGGGAUACUUUCGAAGUAGUGGAAGAAUUUGUUUACCUCGGAUUCUUACUAACAGCUGACAACAAUGUGAGUCGUGAAAUACGAAGACGCAUCAUCAGUGGAAGUCGUGCCUACUACGGGCUCCAAAAGAAUCUGCGGUCAAAAAAGAUUCAUCCCCGCACGAAAUGUACCAUGUACAAAACGCUUAUAAGACCGGUGAUCCGCUACGGACACGAACCAUGGAUCAUGCUCGAGGAGGACCUGCAAGCACUUGGUGUUUUUGAGCUACGCGUGCUAAGGACGAUCUUCGACGGUGCGCAGGAGAACGGCGUGUGGCGGCGAAGAAUGAACCACGAGCUCGCUGCACCCUACGGCGAACCCAGCAUCCAGAAGGUGGCCAAAGCUGGAAGAAUACGGUGGGCAGGGUAUGUUGCAAGAAUGCCGGACAACAACCCUUCUAAACUAGUGUUUGCCACCAAUCCGUUUGGAACAAGAAAGCGGGGAGCGCAGCGGGCAAGAUGGGUGGAACAGGUAGAACGUGAUCUGGCGAGUAUUGGGCGUGAUCGAGGAUGGCGAGAGGCAGCCACAAACCGAGUAUUGUGGCGUACUUUUGUUGACUAUGUGUUAUCUUAA